Cricetulus griseus (Chinese hamster) is the source of this 1981-nucleotide messenger RNA. Lineage: Eukaryota; Metazoa; Chordata; Mammalia; Rodentia; Cricetidae. The record is from RefSeq and is a predicted model, not a curated record.
UUCCUGGACUCCAUGGCAACCCUGGGACUUGCAGCCUAUGGAUAUGGCAUCCGCUAUGAAUAUGGGAUCUUCAAUCAGAAGAUCCGUGAGGGAUGGCAGUUUUUUGAAGGGAAGGAGCUGAGGCUAAAGCAAGAGUACUUUGUGGUGGCUGCGACCCUGCAGGAUGUCAUCCGACGUUUCAAGGCCUCCAAGUUUGGAUCCAAGGAUGGCGUGGGAACCGUGUUCGAUGCCUUUCCAGAUCAGGUAGCCAUCCAGCUGAAUGACACACACCCUGCGCUUGCCAUCCCUGAGCUGAUGAGGAUUUUUGUGGAUAUUGAAAAACUGCCCUGGUCCAAGGCAUGGGAGAUCAGCAAGAAAACCUUCGCCUAUACCAACCACACGGUGCUCCCAGAGGCACUGGAGCGCUGGCCGGUGGAGCUGGUGGAGAAGCUACUGCCUCGACACUUGGAGAUCAUUUAUGAGAUCAAUCAGAAGCAUUUGGACAGAAUCGUGGCCUUGUUUCCUAAAGACAUUGACCGCAUGAGGAGGAUGUCUCUAAUCGAAGAGGAAGGAGGCAAGAGGAUCAACAUGGCCCACCUCUGCAUCGUGGGCUGCCAUGCAGUGAACGGUGUAGCCAAGAUCCACUCAGACAUCGUGAAGACCCAAGUAUUCAAGGACUUCAGUGAGCUAGAACCAGACAAGUUCCAGAAUAAAACCAACGGGAUUACUCCGAGGCGUUGGCUCUUACUCUGCAAUCCAGGGCUGGCUGACUUGAUAGCAGAGAAAAUUGGAGAAGACUACGUGAAAGACCUGGGCCAGCUAACAAAGCUCCAUAGCUUUGUGAGCGACGACCUCUUCCUCCGGGAAAUAGCCAAAGUGAAGCAGGAAAAUAAGCUGAAGUUCUCCCAGUUCCUGGAAAAGGAGUACAAGGUGAAGAUCAACCCAUCUUCCAUGUUUGAUGUCCAUGUAAAGCGGAUUCACGAGUACAAACGGCAGCUCCUGAACUGUCUGCAUGUCAUCACCAUGUACAACCGCAUCAAGAAAGACCCUAAGAAGUUAUUCGUGCCAAGGACAGUCAUCAUUGGUGGCAAAGCUGCCCCCGGAUAUCACAUGGCCAAAAUGAUCAUAAAGCUGAUCACCUCUGUGGCAGAAGUGGUGAACAAUGACCCCAUGGUCGGCAGCAAGUUGAAAGUCAUCUUCUUGGAAAAUUACAGAGUAUCUCUUGCUGAAAAAGUCAUUCCAGCCACAGAUCUAUCGGAGCAGAUCUCCACCGCGGGCACAGAAGCCUCUGGGACGGGCAACAUGAAGUUCAUGCUCAACGGGGCCCUGACCAUCGGGACUAUGGAUGGGGCCAACGUGGAGAUGGCAGAGGAAGCUGGGGAGGAGAACCUGUUCAUCUUUGGCAUGAGGGUAGAUGAUGUGGCCGCUUUGGACAAGAAAGGGUAUGAGGCAAAAGAAUAUUAUGAGGCCCUUCCAGAACUGAAGCUGGCCAUUGAUCAAAUUGACAAUGGCUUCUUUUCUCCCACUCAGCCUGAUCUCUUCAAAGACAUCAUCAACAUGCUGUUUUAUCAUGACAGAUUUAAAGUCUUUGCAGACUACGAAGCCUAUGUCAAGUGUCAAGAAAAAGUCAGUCAGCUGUAUAUGAAUCAAAAAGCCUGGAACACAAUGGUACUCAAAAACAUAGCUGCCUCAGGGAAAUUCUCCAGUGACCGGACAAUUAAGGAAUACGCCAAGGACAUCUGGAACAUGGAGCCCUCGGAUCUGAAGAUUUCCCUAUCCAAAGAGUCUAGCAGGGGCAUCAACGGGGAGUGACAGGAAAAUGUCUCUCAGAAAGGAAUGACUUCUCAUUGAACUUGAAUAUUUUUAUAGCUUUGCUGAUUCUGUUUUGUUACUGAAUAAUUAGUUAGGUGUCUCUGAGAAUGGGAAAGGAAAACAUAUGGCUGUAUUAGAGACUGAAAAAUAAAAUGUAGACUUCCAGUUGUCAGUCGGUAGCCUGCCAGGA